This is a messenger RNA of Colossoma macropomum (tambaqui), 6000 nucleotides long. It is a transcript of the gene rabgap1l, whose product is annotated as RAB GTPase activating protein 1-like. NCBI's taxonomy places the organism in Eukaryota, Metazoa, Chordata, Actinopteri, Characiformes, Serrasalmidae. The transcript has 21 exons. The coding region runs from base 154 to 2571 and encodes 805 amino acids. The record is from RefSeq and is a predicted model, not a curated record.
AUCGCCAGUCGGAGCUCUCGGAGCUCUCUGUGUUUUCUAACCGGGGUAAAACGCGAACUGCCCCCGCUGACAGUCACUCCGACCCCGGGCAACACAAACUCCGAAAGCAAGGCUGCAGCAGAGGGCCUGGAGGGCAGACUGUCCCUGGCUAUCAUGGAUGACCGCUCGUCUCUGGGCAAAGUGAGCGGCUCCACUGAAUCCGUGUCCACAGUCACCAGUGAGGAGUUUGUGCUGGUGCAGCCCGGAGCCGAAGGCUCUCCAUCCAGCUCAGAAGGCCGGCCAAGACUCAAGAUGUCCUGGAACGGAAGUGAGCAGCUGGAGAGGGCAAUGGAGGAGGUGCUGGAGGAUGAGCUGGGGAGAGAAGAAAGGAGAGGGACGCCAGAGGAGUCUAGAGAGAGCUCACAAGAUUCAGGAGCACCCAGGCUGCAGAAAAGGCCUCCUAGCCUGGUGCUGAAUACAACACCUAAUGAAGCCACAGUGGGGACAGUGGGCAGUCCAGUCAUUCCAGAGGAGGACAGUGUGCAGUUCAGUAAACUAUCUUACCUGGGCUGCACCUGGGUGAAGUUCCCACGUAGUGAGCCUGAGGCCCAGAAGGCCAUGGCUACACUGCGGGCUGAAAGUCCUGGCCCCAUCCCCGUCACUCUCCAUGUACCAAACGGCCCAGACGGCUGUGUCAGGAUUGUUGAUCAGGCCUCUGGCACAGAGAUCGCCUCCUUCCCCAUCUAUAAAGUGCUGUUCUGUGCCCGAGGGAAGGAGGGUUCAUUGGAAAGUGACUGCUUCUCCUUCACUGAAAGCUACCGCAGCUCAGAGGACUUCCAGAUUCACGUCUUCUCCUGUCAUAUCAAAGAGGCUGUGAGCCGAAUUCUUUAUAGCUUCUCGACGGCCUUUAAGCGUUCGUCCAAAGCUGCUACAGAUGGCCGUGAGUUGUCCUUGCCUCAGUCACCUGACAGCGACAUCUUCACUUUCACCGUAUCCCUGGAGGUGCGGGAGGACGACGGCAAAGGCAACUUCAGCCCCGUUCCUAAAGAUAGAGACAAAUACUACUUCAAGUUGCGGCAAGGUGUGCAGAAGAAAGUGGUGGUUACAGUGCAGCAGAUCUCAAACAAGGAACUGGGUAUAGAGAGAUGUUUUGGCAUGUUGCUCAGUCCUGGGCAGAAGGUUCGGAACAGUGACAUGCACCUAUUAGACAUGGAGUCCAUGGGGAAGAGUGCCGAUGGGAAGGCCUACGUGAUCACUGGAACGUGGAAUCCUAACACACCUGCUUUUCAAGCACUCAAUGAGGACACGCCAAAAGACAAGCAGGUGUAUCUUACAGUGGCUGUGGACCUGGUGGUAACUGAGGUGGUAGAGCCGGUUCGGUUCCUGCUGGAGGCGCUGGCCAGAGUGUAUCCAGCCAAUGAGAGGUUCUGGUACUUCAGCAGAAAGACUUUCUCUGAGACAUUCCACCUCCAGCUCAAACAGGGCAUUGAGAAGGGCAGCCAGGGAGAUGCCAUGUUUGAGGUGGUGAGCCUCCAGAGGCACUCGGAGCGGGUGGGAGGAGGGCGAGGCCGCCUGCAGUCCCCCACUGAGGAAGAGGAGCAGGAGGAAGAUAGUGACAGUGAAAUAUCCAGUGGUACCGGUGAUGUGUCCAAAGACUGCCCUGAGAAGAUUCUGGAGUCUUGGGGUGGAAUCCUCAACAGAUGGCACGGGAACCUGUCUGCUCGGCCUAAGGGGCUGUCUGCGCUGGUGAGGCCCGGAAUCCCCGAGGCACUUCGGGCUGAAGUCUGGCAGCUCCUAUCUGGCUGCCAGGACGACCAGGCCCUGCUGGAACGCUACCGCAUUCUCAUCACUAAGGACUCGGCUCAGGAGAGCGUCAUCACCAGAGAUAUCCAUCGCACCUUCCCUGCUCAUGACUACUUUAAGGAUUCGGACGGUGAUGGUCAAGACUCCCUUUACAAGAUCUGCAAGGCUUAUUCUGUAUAUGAUGAGGAGAUUGGAUAUUGCCAAGGCCAGUCGUUCCUGGCUGCUGUAUUACUGUUGCAUAUGCCAGAGGAGCAGGCCUUCUGCGUGUUAGUGAAGAUCAUGUAUGAGUACGGACUCAGGGACCUUUACAAGAACAACUUUGAGGAUCUGCACUGCAAGUUCUACCAGUUGGAGCGCCUGAUACAGGAGCAGCUGCCAGAGUUGUGGUCUCACUUCCAGGAUCUGAACCUGGAGGCCCACAUGUACGCUUCGCAGUGGUUCCUCACGCUCUUCACAGCCAAGUUCCCCCUCUGCAUGGUCUUCCACAUCACUGACCUGCUGCUCAGUGAGGGCUUGAACAUCAUCUUCAAUGUGGCGCUGGCUCUACUGAAGACAUCCAAGGAGGACCUGCUCCAGGCUGACUUUGAGGGCGCGCUGAAGUUUUUCCGGGUUCAGCUCCCCAAACGCUACAGGUCGGCGGAAAACGCUCGCAGACUCAUGGAGCAGGCCUGCAACAUCAAGGUGCCGACUAAGAAGCUGAAGAAGUUUGAGAAGGAGUACCAAACGCUUAGAGAGAGCCAGCUACAGCAGGAGGAUCCCAUAGACAGAUAUCAGUUCAAGACUGUGUAGAGAUCUGCGGUGAACACAGCAGGCUGCACAUGGCGUGCUCUCAAAGGAGAGAGAGAGAGAGUGAGAGAGAGACUCGUACUCAAGGUCUUAAUGUUUUUGUGUUGUAAGGACACAGUGGACCAAUUUGCCUUUUGGUGUGUAAGCCAUCAGUGGGCUGUCAAGGCUUUUGCUUAUUUUAUUUAAUUGUUAAAGUGAUUUAUUUUUACUAGAGGGCUUGUGAAAUUACACUGACAGCUUUUGUUUUAUUUAAUUAAUUUUGGUUAUUUUAACUAACGUUUUGAUUUGUUUUUCCUGAAGGAAUGCUGAUGUUUUUUCAAAAAAUAAGCUAAAAGAAAGAAAUAUUUCCAAGAGCAGCUGACUGAAUUCGUUCUGAGAUAUGUUUACAUUUGUGUUACUACUAUGAACUGAAUUAGCCAAUUUUUGUAAAAUAGUUUAGCAAGUCAGUUUUAUGAAUUCCUAAUUUUUAUGUGUUGUGUUAUAUUUGAAUAACAUUGUCUUAGGUUUUGAAAUGUUUUACAGUUUGUUUUUUUUUGACUGCUUUACCUUUUUAAAUUCCAUCAUUUUAUUUGUGUCACAUAAGUGAAUGCUUACAUUACAAGUUUCAUAUUUUCCAUCUGUGAGAAUGUAAUAAAAAUCAGUUUUGUAGGAAAUUCUUUGGCUGUAAUGUAAUCAUAAACCAAGCAGAUCUCUGUAACAAUCAGGCGAGGCUUUUGACUUUGGGACGCAGGCUGAACUUUCCGUGGUUUCCGUGCCACGACUUCCUGUUUACCUCCUGCAACACUCACCCAUUUAACCAAUGAGCUUUGCUCACUUACCCUGAUUUGCCCAAUGGGCACUGCUCACUCACUCUACCUAACCAAUGGUACGUUAGAGGGCGGCAUGUGGGCGGAGAGGAAACCGUGGUGUUUUCUGCAGGAUGAGGUGUGUUCUCUAGUGCUAGUGGCUAUAGUGUGGUCACACUGAUAGUCUACAGCGGUAGAAGGUAAGCCCUAAGUCCAGCUGUUGUCUCUGGCUACUAACAACGCUGCUUCUCUGCUCGCAUCUGUUCUGUAAUCUCGCUCACACGGCGGCUUCGAUGCUCUCACAGUUUCUGCUACAUCCAUGUGACAGUAACCAGCAGCUGCUGUAUAGGAAAGUAAUUUAGCUUAAGGAGCAGGAUGGAAAUGGGAAUCAGAUGACCGUUUUUCCUCUUCCUGAUUAGAAGAAGGUCCAGCAGUGUGUGUAUCAUGUGAGGGCACUUAGUGGGGAGGGUGGAGAACCUCGUCCUGUCCCACAAAGCCUCCUCUUUUCGGUCACAUAGUGGAGAUACUGAAACAAAGGGAGGGCCAGCUCAGAGGAGGAGCUGAAGUAUGGUUUGACGAUAUGGCCAAAAUCUAAUAUGACAGUACUUGAAGGCAUUUUGACAAUAUAUAUCACAAUGUUUAGUGUUUCUUUGGAAUGGAGCAAAUGCACCAGCAAAACAGCAAUACUUUUUUUGGGGGGGGAAAAUAUAUCUCUAUAAGGCUGGAUCAAAGUGGCUAUUUCUACCAUUUUAUUCAAUCUUGUCUUUAAUAAUGGGAUUUCUUGGGGCUGUUGCAUUUAUUUUGAUAGAGAAUCUGAUCUAAUAUGACUGAAAAUUUUGUGGGUUUUUUUUUUCAGUUUUUGAACAAGAAAAUGCACGAAUAGGAACACGAGUCACACAUCUGUCAUGCUAUAUUGUUACUCUGGUUAAUUCAACAAUAAAGAAAGACUGGUGCAUCUUUUAUACAGUGAUAGGACACAGCACCACACAGAAAGGUCUGGUUUUACAUGCUAAAAUGAUUUUAAAAUAAUCUUUUUAUGAUUCACACUAUUGCUCAGUGUCCUAAAAGUACUGAUGAUACAGUUGUAUGAAAAAGGUUGGACGCCCUGGUCAUUUUUUGUUAUCUGUUGAUUUUAUUUUGUAAAUUUUCCAAGUGAAAAUAAGUUCACACAUCUUCUACAGAGAACACACUUCUGAGGGGGUGAAUAAAGUGCAAAAUGUGGCCUGUGGAAAAGUUAUGGCGUAUCUUAUGUUUAAUUUUUCCAGAACUCAGCAUAUAACUACAAACUCUGCAUAAAUAGAAAAUUUGCUGAAAAAUGCCAUAUUUAAGUUUGUACCCUGUAGAGGAUGUUAACUUAUUUUCAAACAGAAAAUCAACAGAACAUGUAAUUUGACCCAGGUGUUCAAUCUUUUGCAUACGACUGUACCUGAUACACUCAGAAAAACAUAAUUUUUCACUUUAGUGACAAAAUAUUAUCAUAUUUCAUGCCCCUAAGAUAAACACAGCCUCAGUUACUCAAGUCCAAAUACUUAUUUUAAGCUCUCAAUACUGUCCUUUCCAUAACAAAGCCCUAGAUUUAUCCAACAUCUCAAAGUAUGAGUGCUAACCACUGUUUCCUGUCUAUACUGUAAUAUUCAAACUGAUCCUACUUCAGCACUACACGCUGCUUUCAGUCUUGUCUGCUGCUGCUUGCGUUGGCAUUAUUGCACUUCCUUCAGUUCUCUGUAUCGUAUGGUGUACAGCAUUCAUAAAUCUAUUUACUUUGUAGUGCGAUAUUGGAAACUGAAGUGAGGUAGAAAAGCUAAUAGCUGUGUGAUGCAUCUACAAUGGGAGCUUUUAGUUUUCUCAGUGUUGUUCAGUUAUGACAUGUUGACGAUCAGAGUGGCUCAUACAGUUAGCAGUCUAGUCUUAUGUGUUCUGUAGUUUGUUUUUCUGACAAUAUAGCUGACAGACAGCAGUAAAUCAGUUAAAUCUGCACUUACCAAGACAUGUAUAUUUAUUUAGUUAUUGCCUGGUUUGCUGCUUUUGCAAAGCCAGUUCAGCAGCUUUGUGCAGCCAGUACUUCUGGUCAUUCUUCAGCUAUUUAAACCUGCUGGUUGACGUUCAAGCCUAUUCUAGUGAUCAAACACUGAAGCCAGAGAAAGUGUUUGCAAAUGACAAACGAGUUGGUAUUGCCCGGCAUCUCAGCGAGGGCCCGACAGCCCAUGCCAUAGAUUUCAAUGAAAAAAUACAAGAAAAAACUUGUGUUUCAUUUAUGCAGUGAAGUAAAAUUAUUAUGAAUAUAUUAUGAAUUUUUAAAAGUUGCCACAUCAGGUUCUAAAUCACAUCUUAAAGGUUGAGUUACUCUGCCAGAAUGACUAAUAACAUAAGCUGAUGUUUUAACCAGAUAUAAAUACUAAGAAGGCUAAGAACAAUUUUUCAUAUUAAUUAACAUAUUAAUAAAUUCCCACAUCUUAUUUUUUGUGUACUUUUUAUGUGAAAUCAUUGUUUAUUUUGCAAGAUUUCGUUUUAUGUAUGUGUUCUACAUUUUUAUCAGUUCUGUGAAGGAUUCAUUAAUCCAUGCAGUAUUUAAGCUAUGCAGUUCAGUUCCAAAUGACUUAGUUUCAAAUAAAAAUAUCCAUUUUUUAAAAAUCAUUAAAUUCAUUUA